Molecule: messenger RNA, 582 nt
Organism: Morchella importuna
Lineage: Eukaryota; Fungi; Ascomycota; Pezizomycetes; Pezizales; Morchellaceae
Exons: 2
Coding region: 1-582 (193 amino acids)
Source: RefSeq, a predicted model, not a curated record
AUGAAUCCCCUCAGAUCAAACAAAAGACUAUCCGGGCACUUCACCCCCUCUACCCCACCGGCCGCCAAACAGCCCACCCCCUCCACUCCCCAGCCAGCCACCCCCGCCGCUAUCAACAACGAUGACGACGCCGCCGCCGCCGCCCCGCCCGAGAUCCUCUACUCCGUCAUGGGCACCAGCAACCCCCCCUCUCUCGCUGGCUCAAUUGCGCCUGCCGCCUCCGAGACCCGCAAGGACGAGCACGACCGCAACAUCAAGAGUAUCAACGACGAGAUAUUGGCCCUCCAGCGGAGCGUUGACCAUAAGUUGGAGCUCAUCCGUCACCUUGUUGCCUCGCGCGAGGUUGCGGUCGCGCAUGAGGUCGAGCUGAGCCGUAUUGACCAGGAGUAUGCGGACGAGGAGGGGAGGAAGAAGGUUUUGCUGAGGGUGGAGUCUUUUACCGGCGGGGGUAAGAGUAAGGAGAAGGAGAAGGAGGGGAAGGGUGGGGAGGGGGGGAAGCAGAAGAAGAAGUUGAUUAGCUAUGCGAAGAGGGGGACUGUUAAGAGGGGUCCGGGAGCGAAGGAGGGUCAGACGACUGCUUGA